AUGGGAAACAAGAUCAGCAGGAGACGGGAUACCGCACCAGCCGAGCAGAAGGCUGCAGAGGAGGCAAUCGACACGCAGGACGCUGUGGUGGAGGCAGUAGCUGAUGAGCCAGUGGUGGUUGCAGAGGCGACUGAACCAGUAGUAGAAUCAGUGCCAGCACCAGUACAGGAGGCUGAGCCAGAGCCCUCCAAGCAGCCAGAGACGGAGCCCCCAUUGGAGGAGCCGACCCGAGCCCCUGGUGUCAGUCAGCAAACCAGUGCCAGUCGUCCCAGAGCCAAAGCCAGUCGUCCCAGAGCCAAAGCCAGUCGUCCCAGAGCCAAAGCCAGUCGUCCCAGAGCCAAAGCCAGUCGUCCCAGAGCCAAAGCCCAGUCGUCCCAGCCCAGUCGUCCCAGAGCCAAAGCCAGUCGUUCCCAGAGCCAAAGCCAGUCGUCCCAGAGCCAAAGCCAGGUCGUCCCAGAGCCAAAGCCAGUCGUCCCAGAGCCAAAAGCCAAGUCGUCCCAGAGCCAAAGCCAGUCGUCCCAGAGCCAAAGCCAGUCGUCCCAGAGCCAAAGCCAGUCGUCCCAGAGCCAAAGCCAGUCGUCCCAGAGCCAAAGCCAGUCGUCAUAGAACAGGAGGCUGUCCCAGAGCCAAACAUCUCCCAGGAGUUCCUCCUACAGCCAAUCAUUCCAGAGCCCUUCCUCUCCCCCGCCCCUCUGGACCUGGGUGUCCCUGAUGCUCCCCCCUCCCACAGAUCUGCCCCAGACCAGCCCACAGACCUGGGGGAUGCAGAAUGCUAUGACGACGUAAAGGCUGCCUGGAAUUCUGUCUCCGUCCCAGAAGAGUCCAAAGAAUCCCCGGAGAAGCCAGCCAUCAUGGCGGAGAAGCUUCUGUGUGAUGUCAUGGGCAGCGAGCUGAGCAAAGCGGACUCUUCAAGCACUUAGUUAGACCUGACGGCCGAUGACAUCAUGGUCAAUGACGUCAUAGCAGAUGACAUUCUUGAAGGUGACGUGUCCACUGAGCUGAUAUGAGAUGGCCGGAGAAAAUAAAAACCAAAAAAAAAGAAGAAAAAACAGGACAAUGACGUUCUAAAAAAGGCAGACGCAGCAGAAAAAAAAUAAUUAAAAAAAUAAUACAACUUUGAUCUGAGAAGGCUAAAGGGAAAACUAAGCAGCUUAAGGAGACCGUGAAGUAGCACUCAGAUMAUCUGAGACCUGGGAUGUAUUCACUAGGAACCAAACAGAACCAAGCGUACGCAAACGGAAAGAAACUGGGUGGGACCUACCUGAAUUUUCCAAAAGAAAUUCUAGUUUCCGUUGCGAAACGUUUUGGAUUAAUGAUUAGACCCCAGGUAAUACAGACGUGCCUUUCUUUCUGAGUGUAGGUUGACUAAAGGGAUGUGGUGAUGGGUGGCCAGGGCAGGAGAGUGAGUAACCAUCAUCGCCCUCUGAGCCAUAUAGACGUAACACUGCAUAGCAGAACACUUACAGUAACUAUAUAUGGUAACUAUGUAUGACAAGACGUUUGCCUUGGUGUGUACACCUGAUGAAUUGUAACAACGUUUGAAAUCGGCCUACAUGCUAUGAUGUACAUUCAUACUUGGACUCUCACAAUCCUUCCUCUUUAACUCUGAAACGGAGGUGACCUUAUUAUAUUUUCUCGAUGGUGAGAAGUGGUUUGGUGGAAUCUAUUAAAGGUGAUGGUCUGGUUGUGAAAAUAAAAUAAGAUUUUUCCACCUUGAA
Messenger RNA from Salvelinus sp. IW2-2015, 1718 nucleotides. The record is from RefSeq and is a predicted model, not a curated record. Lineage: Eukaryota; Metazoa; Chordata; Actinopteri; Salmoniformes; Salmonidae.